ACUCUCCGCAGUGGCACAGUUUUCACUCCUCUACACGUUAAUCAGUUGUUUGCUUAAUGUCAUACAGUGCGUCGUGUUGUUUUCAAAUUCGUUGCAACUAAUUUCAACGUCAAUAACAGCAGUUCUCGUCUUAAACCCAAAGGUUCAAACUAAAUUGAGAUGAUGUACGAUAUAUUUAAUUGUGAUUAUUUUUGGUAGCCUGCUUUAAGAUAAUUGUUUACCAAAGUUGCCCGCUGAAGAAAGAAUAUUGAAUAUUAUUAACACUAAGAUAAUCUUGGCAUACGUCCCAUACCAAAAGCACCGCGCUUGACACCCAGCAAAACGAUGUCGGAACAGCAACAGUACGAGCCACCGGCGUUCGACUCGAACUGCAUGACGCUCACGCGUUACGUGCUGGCCGAACAGAAAAAAGUGCCGUCGGCCACCGGAGACCUGACCCAACUGUUGACCAGCAUUCAGACGGCCGUCAAAGCGGUCAGCUCGGCCGUGCGGAGGGCCGGACUGACGCACUUGUACGGCAUGGACGGAUCCACGAACGUGCAGGGCGAAGACGUCAAGAAGCUGGACGUGCUGAGCAACGAACUGUUCAUCAACAUGUUGGCGUCGUCCUUUACGGUCCACAUGAUGGUUAGUGAAGAAAAUGAGACUGUGAUAGAGAUUGAGACUGAAAAACGAGGUAAAUACAUUGUGUGUUUCGAUCCUCUGGAUGGUUCAUCCAACAUCGAUUGCCUCGUGUCCAUCGGUUCAAUAUUUGGAAUAUUCAAAAAAACUAACGAGAGCAACGAGACAAAUGUAACAAAUGCCUUUCAAACGGGUAGGAAUUUGGUGGCCGCCGGAUAUGCGCUUUAUGGUAGCGCAACAAUGAUGGUUUUGUCACUCGGCAAAGGGAGCGGAGUUAACGGGUUCAUGUUAGAUCCAUCGAUUGGUGAGUUCUUGUUGACCGAAAGUAAUAUCAAGAUACCCAGCAAAGGAAAUAUUUACAGUAUCAACGAAGGGUACUCACACUUGUGGGACAAAUCCGUGACAAAGUAUGUGAGGAGGAAAAAAGAUCCUGAGUGUGGUAAACCGUACGGUGCCAGGUAUGUUGGCUCAAUGGUCGCGGAUGUACAUCGUACUUUGAAAUACGGAGGUAUAUUCAUGUACCCAGCCACAAAAGUAUCACCAAACGGCAAGUUACGGCUACUAUACGAAGCAAACCCAAUGGCUUAUAUAGUCGAAGAGGCAGGCGGAUUAGCAAGCAAUGGUAAGAUACCCAUAUUGGACAUACAACCCACAGCGCUACAUCAAAGAACUCCAGUAAUUUUGGGCUCCAAAGAGGAUGUCAACGAAUUGUUAGAAAUAUAUCAAUUGUAAUGCAUACAUUUUUCAUAAGAAAUUUAUUAAAUAAAAAAGAUUGAACAUUUAUUGUUGUA
Messenger RNA from Melanaphis sacchari, 1412 nucleotides. RefSeq names its product fructose-1,6-bisphosphatase 1-like. The transcript is spliced from 9 exons. Gene Ontology annotation, cellular component: cytosol; cytoplasm. NCBI's taxonomy places the organism in Eukaryota, Metazoa, Arthropoda, Insecta, Hemiptera, Aphididae. The coding region runs from base 325 to 1353 and encodes 342 amino acids. Gene Ontology annotation, biological process: sucrose biosynthetic process; fructose 1,6-bisphosphate metabolic process; fructose metabolic process. The record is from RefSeq and is a predicted model, not a curated record. Gene Ontology annotation, molecular function: fructose 1,6-bisphosphate 1-phosphatase activity.